CAUUUUGAACAAGUUUUUCUAGAGAUACAUCAGCGGAUGGGUCAAGUUUUAAUAAGAAAAAGACUACACGAAUCAAGCCAAGAAUUUACUGAUCUUGACAAACUUCCACCCGAAGUUGCCAUCGGUAUUUUAUCUCAUUUGAACGCAACCGAUCUCUGUUUGGCGGGAUGCGUUUGGCAACAUUUAGCCAACGACCAAAUUCUAUGGAAAGGAGUUUGUAGAUCGGAGUUUGGAUUUAGUCCAACAGGAGAUCUAAAAGCAUCAGAAUAUAAAAGAAUUUUCCUGCAAUUAGACGAAGCAACAUUGACUUUCAAUGCAAAUCCAGAAAAUGGUAUUAACUACCUACUUCGUUAUGGUUUGAUUGAAAACGUUCCGAGUCAAAUAGCCGAAUUUCUCUAUAGAAAUAGAAAAAUUCACUGGAGAAGAAGAAGAGAUUAUCUACAAAAACGACCUGACGUUCUACAGGAGAUAAUAGGCUUAGAAAAUUUUAAAAAUUUAUUUCUUCCUAAUGCUCUACGAAAGUUUUUCGCUAAGAAUAGACCUACGAAUGACAGAGGCGAAUAUCUACACCUGUUAAUCGAUGCUUUUUCCAAGAGAUUUUCCACCUGCAAUCCUAAUUUGAACAUAAAUCCAGAAGCAAUAUACGUUAUAUGCUUUUCACUCAUACUACUAUCUGUCGAUUUGUCAAGCCCUCACAUCAGGAAUAAAAUGUCUAAAAGAGAAUUCAUCAAAAAUACCAAGAGAGCCGCAAGUAUAGAUGAGGAAUUUUGUGGACAUCUAUACGAUAAUAUAUAUCUCGUUGGUCAUGUUGCUCCAACCGAUCUCUGAUUGCCUAUUAAUAGUAUUUUUUUUUUAACGGUGCCAUCUUUUUUGUUGCUUCUUUGAAAGGCAAUUUAUUUUUCAUCCUUCUCCCUUACCCUCUUCCUUCUUCCUAUUCCGCUUUGUUUUUUCUACAUUUUGAAUACAAACUCAUUCGAAUACUUUUUUAACUUUUUGUGAUAUUAAUUCAUAAUUCAUUCUACACUAAUAUGACUAAUUAUCAUGUGUUACAAUAUAAAUUAAAAUAAAUUAAUACUCAG
Dimorphilus gyrociliatus is the source of this 1079-nucleotide messenger RNA. NCBI's taxonomy places the organism in Eukaryota, Metazoa, Annelida, Polychaeta, Dinophilidae. The record is from the annotation of a GenBank genome assembly.